Molecule: messenger RNA, 5507 nt
Organism: Sphaerodactylus townsendi
Lineage: Eukaryota; Metazoa; Chordata; Lepidosauria; Squamata; Sphaerodactylidae
Gene: TMEM178B
Product: transmembrane protein 178B
Exons: 4
Coding region: 1714-2598 (294 amino acids)
Cellular component (GO): membrane
Source: RefSeq, a predicted model, not a curated record
AGGCUGCGGGGUGGCGUGUUUGAAGAAGGCAAGAUUCCCAGGUGGGCAGAAGCAUCGAAGCUGCUCUUAUUUGGGUUGCUAAAGGGGGGGGGGUUAUAAAAAACACCAUCCUCCCAAGAGGGCAAUGAUAUUUCUCAAGCUCUUGGACCUUCCAGAUCGCCUUGUUUGGCUUCCGCUCUCUCGACGAGAUGGGUGAGUUAUUCCCAUUAGAGAGCCAAAGGGGAAGGCCGGGCCAGCAAAAUGCCUGAAUAUACCCCACAGCUGUGGAGGGCGGGCCGGUGCCUGGGAGGCACCUUUUGAGGGCCGGCAAGCCGUCGGCACCUGCCCGUGUGGCUGGAAAAUGGUGCAUCCCGCCAGCUAUUGACAAGAGGCCGUUUCCCCUCCCUCUCCUUUCCUUCCUUGGAUCGGCGUUAUUUAUUUAUUUCGCUCCCACACUUCCCGGCUUAGCAUCGGCAUAUCUAUUUAACAAAAAAACACCAGGCAUAAGCGCAGCCUCCGUUUUGCCGGGGAGGAAACGCUCCUGUAUGUAAAUAUAUGAACACUGAGUAGGGGGGUGAAAAAUCUUGCUCAUCAGAAAACGGGAAGCCUGGUGGUGUGAGGAAGAGAAGGGCAGGCGGCGGUGCGAGCGCAGGAGGAGGAGGAGGAGGCACAACAAAGGAGUCCGGGGGCUGGGUCUAGCGAGAGGAAGCUGGCGCUGUCCGUGGUGCUGAACCGCGCCGCUCCUCCAGCCCCCACGCUUCGCGGGCGCCUCUCGCCAGCCGUCUGCCACACACCGCUCCCGGGGAAGGGGGAAGAGACCCCCCACGGCCGACUCUCGAGGAGACCAUUGCAGCCCAGCCGCUCUCCUGUUCGCCCCCGGGCGUUCUCGAGCUUCAGACGUUCUUCCCGUGCGUUGCCUGGAUCGCGGGAGCCGACAACAGAACCCGACCCAACCCAGCGCCGCCGAGGUUCGUUGGCGAGAAGCGAGGAGGCGGACUCCCCGGCCACCAUGUCCGGACAUUGCUGCAGAGCCACGGGAGUCCAGGGGCUCGGGAGAAGCUCGAAUGGAGUCCGGCGUUAGGGAGGGAGGGAUUCGGUUUGCAGCUUCCCUCCGCUCCUUUCCUUUCUUUUGAAAAGCAGCCUCACCUCGGCCCAAGAUUCUUGCAAAAAUAAUCCUAAAGGCACCCCCGGAAUCAAGGUAACUGGCUGCUGGGAAGCGGAAGAUUGCCAGGUGCUUUCGGUGUGGGGGGGACUUUGGUUUCCAGGCAUAUUUACUCCUUGGAUGUGGUUCCUUAAAGGGCUGAUGCCGACAUAAAAAAGCCACUCCUCUCGCAUUCCUGAGUGGGCAAGGCUGGAAGAGCUCAGUGGACCGAUCCAGAUGGCCAGACACAAGGAAGGGAUGCUUAUUUACCACUGACUACUCUUUGUGGCCAAUGACAGACAGCUCUUGCUUGGCUUGGCACCAUAUUGAUUUAAGUGGAAGCUUCAGAAUUGCUGGCCAUUUUGCCUCCCGCUGGUCCAUAGGAGAAGUGAAUGAGUGCUGAGGAUCCUUUCCUUCUGGGGAAGAAGUUUUCCCACCUGGAGUUCAAUGAAUCUCCCUCUGCUUGUAUGUGAUCACUGAAGGAAGUCCCUAUCCGGUGCUAGUUGCCCAGGAGCUGGGCUCAUUGGGUACCAGGCUAAAGGGCUUUGCCUCUCACUUGAAAAUGCCCAUGGUGUUUCUGUGAAGCUAAGGGUAUGGCUGCCGGAAGGUUAUUGCUCUAUGCUGGUCUCUCCUUAGCAUUGUGUGCUUUAGGCAUGCUGGCUGUGGCCAUCUGCUCUGACCAUUGGUAUGAAACUGAUGCCAGGAAGCACAGGGAGCGGUGCAAAAGUUUCACCACCCGGAGGAAUGACCCUGGUUUCAUUUAUAAUUCUAACAAUAACCUGCCCCUCAGGGCCAGCAGGUCUAGACUGGACCGCUGGGAAGGGAAACUUCUCUUGGCAAGAAACAGAAGGCAGCUCUUUGCUAUGAGUGCCGUUGAUGAGUGCAACAGACAGUACAACUCCACAAACAUGGGGCUUUGGAGGAAAUGCCACCGUCUGGGAUUUGACCAGGACCUGGAAGAACUCAUUGCUAAAGGAGCAAUUGACCAGUGUUCUUACAUCAAGUACCACUACUCCUCAGCAACCAUUCCCAAGAACCUCACCUACAAUAUUACCAAGACCAUCCGCCAGGAUGAGUGGCAUGCCCUGCACUUGCGCAGAAUGACAGCUGGUUUCAUGGGCAUGGCUGUAGCCAUCAUCCUCUUUGGAUGGAUUAUUGGGGUGCUGGGGUGCUGCUGGGAUCGAGGCCUUAUGCAGUAUGUGGCAGGACUUCUCUUCCUCAUGGGAGGAACCUUCUGCAUCAUUUCACUGUGCACAUGUGUGGCUGGAAUCAACUUCGAGCUCUCCCGAUACCCCCGAUACCUGUACGGACUCCCUGAUGACAUCAGCCAUGGCUAUGGCUGGUCGAUGUUUUGUGCAUGGGGGGGCCUGGGUCUCACUCUGAUCUCUGGCUUCUUCUGCACCUUGGCCCCUUCCGUCCAACCUGUCCCCAGGACCAACUGCCCCAAAUCGAGACCUGAGAAUGGGACAGUGUGCUAAAAUAGAUACAAACCAAUCUCUAAAUAUACAUAUAUAAAUAUAUAUAUAUACAUAAACAAAUAUUAUAUAUAGAUCUCAAAUGGAUGCCAGUGCCAAGACAGAGUGGAGUCCACUAUGGCGCCCGUAUCUCCUCAGACUUCAUGUCGCUCCCGCUCAUUCUCCUGAAGGUGGGAAUAGCUUUUCUGCAACGUCGCUCUUCCAUCUAGUUCUUUAAAAAAAUCUUCAGUAUCUCGAUUCAAAGGUGAAGUGAACGUAUUGUUGCAUCUGUCUACUGCCAGUUGGGUGGGAUGGGCUAGGGAGGGAAAGGCUGUCUUGGUGUAUGUGAUGCUGAGUCUGUACAGGAAGCUUAAAAAAACUUGUCUGUUACAAAUUGGGGAAAUACAAGCAAUGAGCAAGGGGGAAAAAAAUCAAACCUUUUGAGUUACCUCCCUAAACACAAUCUCCUCGAGGCCAUCUUUAGACUCCCUCUUCUUGCACACUCUGUUCUUGUUUUUUUUUGUUUUGAAAACUUGCCUGUUAUUUUUUUCUCUGCCCCGUCCAGAAGAGGGAACAAAAUAGAUCAUUUGAGAAGUUUUUUUCCCCUCCUUUUCCUCGCUAAACUUUAAAUGACAAGAAAAUCAAGAAUCUGACCGAACAAAUGAAGACCCUUCCAUGGAUACUCUGGUGAUGCUCUGUUUGCCUUCCAGCUGCCUUACAUCCAGGCUUAAAGAGGAGGCUGAACUUCUAGCCAAAACGCAGGAGGAAGCCUCACUAAAAUGCUGUGAUGCCCAUAUGCACAACUCUCCAUUCCCCAAUGUUUUUAAAAAAUGAGAAAACAAAUCCAAUUGUUGCAGAUCAUCUACCGAAACUGUCUUUUCUAUGUUUGAGACCCAGAAACUAAGGCAUCAAGACUGUGGAUGUACAAGCGAGGGGAGGCAUCUGUUUGGAAAUGGUUGGAUGGUGCUGAGUGUAUUUCCACCUUCCAUAGAACAACAGGAAAUCCCACGGGCUGGCAUUCUGGGUAGUGGGGAUGAAGAGGGAGAAAGCCCUUUGGGGGUAGUUGUUCUACACAGAUGGAAUUCUGACAACUUCUGCUGCUGUUGCCACUAUGUCAGUCAAAGACAACAUGGCGGAAGCCCUUGCUGAGGAGAGAUGAGUUUGGAAUGAACUAGCGAAUGAAAGAUACUAAGAGGUGCCUCUUUGUUAUUUAUGCCAGAAUAAGAUGUCUCUCACACUUUGCCAUCAUAAGGUACCUAGGUACACUGGAUAUCUGCUUGUGUUCAGAAGAAAACCAACCACACACUCAGAGCAAAAUUGGAGGCAGAAAAUGAAAAUUCAUUUCUUAGUCAUCACUUCAAAGCUUGUAUGAUGUGGUUGUGACUCUCUCUCUCUCUCUCUCUCUCUCUCUCUCUCUCUCUCUCUCUCUCUCUCUCUCUCUCAUGCUGCCUUUUUUCUCCCCUCCCCCCCUUUUUGGUUUUUUCUUUCCCCUCCGUUGCCCCUCUUUCUCCUUUAUUCCAGGUUAUUCUAAUUUUUUAUACCAAAGAUCUACUUGGAUAGCUAAUUUUCUGAACUAUCAGAUACAUAAUAUGAGCAGUAUGUCAGGUGGUGUGUGGGGGGGGUUAAUUUGUGGCUGAAUAGUUCUUUUGUGGGACAGCAUCUUUGGUUAAGAGAAUGACAGAAAUGCCAGUGGGUUGGGUAUGCUUGGGGCAAUUACUAAAUGAUGGGCAUCAGAAAGCACCAUCGGAGUAUUCCAUUUACAAGUGGAUUUUAAGGAACAGGGGAAAAUACUGGUAUAUAUGCAUCGUUCUGACAAUCCUCAUGUUAAAUUGGAAAAACAGCCACCAGAGAACUUCCUUUCCUCCAACUCUAUAGCAAAGACGUGUGGUAUAGAAGCCAGAUCUACUCCUCCUCCCCGUCCCUUCAAGUAUUUUGAACCAACUAACAAAUCCUUUUCCUGAUGUCAGCUUCCUCCACGUUUAUCUAAAUAUGCAAGUAGAUCGAGGCUACAGAGUUUAUGGAACUACAGAAGCUCAGACUGGAGGUGGAAGAAUUCCUCAUUGAUUCCUCCACAUUGAAAUCUUGAUUUAGGAGAGUCACCUAAAAUUGCCUCUGUCACUUAGAGUCCCCCCCCCUUUUUUUUUUUUACAGUAAGUAAUGCUACCGUGCAAUUGAAUAUCUUCUCUCUUCCCCCAAAUUGUCACUUAAUCCAUUUGUGCCAACUCAAAUCUUUCCGAACAAUUAGACCAGAUGAAUUUGUGAUAAGAGAAGAUAGUGGGUAGCAAUGUCUCCAUUACAUCAUUUUAGUAGGUUGCAUGAGAAAUCACCCCAUGAUUCAGCUGAGGGGAAAGCCCUGUUACAGGCAUAAAAGGUGGGGAUGCAACAUUUAGCUCCAUCCCCUUCCUAGGUUGGCUGAAAAAAAAGCACUCCAAAGAUGUUACACCCAGAGCCACUUUCUGGUCCCCCCUCCCCCCCGAGCUAGAACAAAGGGUUUUUUGGUUUUGUUUUAGCUCUGGUUCAAAGGAAUAAAAUGCUGGAUCCGAUGAGUCAUGCUCCAAACAAGCACUAUUUUGUAUAGAAGAUCUGUUCAAAUGCGUCGGCAUCCAGCUGGCUGCAAAGAGUGAAAAUCUCUGUGUGGAAGCAGUCAUGAAGAAAAUUGGCGGGGGAGCACUGAACGUAUGAUGUGCGUGUUCUCGAAUCCAUUCUAACGCCUUGUCUGUACAGAAUGAGGAAGUGGAGUGCCAGGAUGGUAAUGUGGUAGAACACCAGACUAAAGAUGAGCAAAUUACAUUUUCCAGAAUUCGCCCACAUUAGCAAUUUCCUGUAAAUGGAAAACUAGCCUAGGAUAGAAAAUUUCUCACAGGUGUGCUUAUUUGUUAUUUGCAGAUGUCCCCAGCUGACAUUUCCCGCCACUGCUCAGAGCGAGGGUGAGA